Molecule: messenger RNA, 5590 nt
Organism: Callorhinchus milii (elephant shark)
Lineage: Eukaryota; Metazoa; Chordata; Chondrichthyes; Chimaeriformes; Callorhinchidae
Product: cAMP-dependent protein kinase type I-alpha regulatory subunit
Exons: 10
Coding region: 85-1245 (386 amino acids)
Biological process (GO): regulation of protein phosphorylation
Cellular component (GO): cAMP-dependent protein kinase complex
Molecular function (GO): cAMP-dependent protein kinase regulator activity
Source: RefSeq, a predicted model, not a curated record
GGCGGGUGGGGUUGGGCGAAGAGGGGAAGAGAGAGAGGAGAGAGAGAGCGAACUGGUGAGCGGUGGUUCGGGAUUCUUGUUAAGAUGGCGGCCGCGGGGAGCAGCAGCGGCGGCGGCGGGGGGGAAGAAGAGCGCAGCCUGAGAGAGUGCGAGCAGUAUGUCCACAAGCACAACAUCCAGCAGAUCCUCAAGGACUGCAUCGUGCAGCUGUGCAUCGGCAGGCCCGACAAGCCCAUCACCUACCUCAGGGAGUACUUCGAGAAACUCGAGAAAGAAGAGGCCAAACAGAUGCACAGUCAGCAAAAAUCAGGUUCACGCUCUGACUCACGGGAGGAUGAAAUCUCUCCACCUCCUCCCAUGAACCCCGUAGUGAAAGGACGGCGACGGCGUGGGGCAAUCAGCGCUGAAGUAUAUACAGAGGAAGAUGCAGCAUCUUAUGUGCGGAAGGUGAUUCCUAAGGAUUACAAGACUAUGGCUGCCCUGGCUAAAGCUAUUGAAAAGAACGUUUUGUUCUCACAUUUGGAUGACAAUGAACGGAGUGAUAUUUUUGAUGCUAUGUUCCCUGUCAUGUACAUUGCCGGAGAAACUGUCAUACAGCAAGGUGACGAGGGAGAUAAUUUCUAUGUUAUUGAUCAAGGAGAGAUGGAUGUGUACGUGAACAAUGAGUGGGUGACCAGCAUUGGAGAGGGUGGUAGUUUUGGAGAACUUGCUCUCAUUUAUGGAACCCCGCGAGCAGCAACUGUCAGGGCAAAGACCAAUGUAAAGUUGUGGGGUAUUGACAGAGACAGUUACAGGAGAAUUUUAAUGGGAAGUACACUGAGAAAAAGGAAGAUGUAUGAAGAGUUUCUGAGCAAGGUCUCCAUUUUAGAAUCGCUGGAUAAAUGGGAACGUUUGACUGUGGCUGAUGCAUUGGAACCAGUGCAGUUUGAAGAUGGACAGAAAAUUGUUGUGCAGGGAGAGCCCGGAGAUGAGUUCUUCAUUAUUUUAGAGGGCACAGCAGCGGUGUUACAGCGCAGGUCAGAAAAUGAAGAGUUUGUGGAAGUUGGAAGAUUGGGACCAUCAGAUUAUUUUGGUGAAAUUGCUCUUCUGAUGAACCGUCCCCGUGCUGCCACAGUGGUAGCACGCGGCCCAUUGAAGUGUGUGAAGCUGGACAGACCUCGGUUUGAACGUGUCCUGGGUCCCUGUUCGGACAUACUCAAACGAAACAUUCAGCAAUACAACAGCUUUGUAUCGCUGUCUGUCUGAAAUCCCUGUUUUCCCCCUAUUGCAGCAUCCACCAGAGUGAACUGCCUCGUGUCCAUUUGAAAUGCCGCUUCCUGUGGCAAAACAACAGUUCCCCACAGCUUCCUGUCCAUCAGAGAAAGCAUUCCCUCUGUAGCAUCUAAUGCCACAUUUGCUUUGCGUUUUUUUUUUGCUCGAAACACUGCACCAGCUUCCUACACAGCCAACCCAGCUUCAGCUAAAGAUUAUUAUAACCUGACAUUUUUUUUUGCUUUGAAUCAUGAACAUAGAACUCUUCCUAAUUUGAGUUAAUUAAACUUAAAACACUGCUGUUUUUACUAAACUCAUUGUGACCUGUACCCAGAUAAAUGAAGCUUUAAUUUGGUUAUAUGUGCAGAGGAUUUCAACCCUUUCACUUCCUCUGCUUCAAGGUUCUAGUUUAUUGUUCACUUGUUGAAUCCCAGGAGCUUGUACUACAAUAAUGGAAAACCUUGGGUUUUGGGCUGGGGGGAGGGAAAUGUCAAAUAUAUAUAUAAUGUUUCGAGUAUUGGCAAACACUAAAUUACCACAACUUAGUUUUAUUUUGAAUUGUCAAGAUAGAAAAUGUUUAAAUGUUUUUUUUUAAAAAUUGAUGUUUCCACUUGGCAACAUUUUUUUAAAAAAAAGUCUUAGGUCACAGGUUCAUUUUAGUUUUUUUGAGCAGAUAGUUGCCUUUUAAUUUUCGGAAGCAAUUAGAAAAUUAUUGAAAGAUUCUUUCCUACAGCUUAAGGCCUUGUUUUAAGUGAAGGCCCAUAUUGGUGCUUCUGGUUUUGCCAAAUUGGAGUACGCAUGAUUGAAUACUCCCCUUUCACAUUAAGGUACCUGUAAGGAAACUAAUGCAAGUCCAGAAAAUAUUGGUAGGUCAAUUUUUAACUUUCGCUAAUUUGCAAUUUGUGUGUAUGUGUGUGUAUAUAUAUUAUAUAUAUAUUGGGCUCCCUGAAAUUAAUAAGUACAACAUUGAGCAAAAUGUUUGCUUGAGAAACAAGUUUUAUUCUUAGUGUGUGCUUCAUUCAUAUGCCAGAUUUUCUGCAUAGUAUACAACUAUAAAUUGCUUGUUUCAGACAAAGAUAGAAUGCCAUUGGGACUCAUCCAGUGAUACUUUAUUUAAUGGAGUUCAGUUUAAUGGGCCAGCAUGUUAUUUCAGUGACCAAAAACACCGUUGGUGGCCAAAUCUAGUUCAGUGGGCUCAUACUUAAGUAAUUGAAGACAUUUCAUAAGUUGCAAUGUUCAUUAUUGCAACAUUUAUGAAAUAUCAAAUUCUAAGACUAAAGCAAAUGAAGUUUGAUUGAUCAUAUGAUGUGGUGGUCUGUAGCUUUCUUCUCGCUCCCCUUCACUACAACUGGAAACAGCAGGAGCUGUGUCAAUCAGCUUAGCUUUGAGUCAUUAGCUCAGAAUUAAUUUUCUGUCAGCUCUCGAGUCUCUGAGCAGCUUACCACAUCAACUUGUUUGCUUCAGAUGAGCUUGCAAGUACUGAUGGAGGAGAAUUGUAUAUUAUAUGAUCUCCCAAGCAAUGGAAAAUUACUGUAAGGUGUUGCCAUUGUUGAAUUGUGCCUCCUGGUGGCCAGCUGGGCAGGAUGUGCAAUGGUGAGUACUGUUGGAGAGAACAGUUAUCUUUACCCUGCGGUACAUGUGCAGAGGUUUGAAAUGCCACAAAUCUUCAGAUUGCUUUAUUUUAAAAACGUCUGUUCAUGUGAAACCAUUUAAAUUUACUCAACCAAAUGGGGGGGGGGAAAUGCAAAAUAAACGAUUCAGCUUCCCUUAGCUAUAUUGAUUAUGACCCUUAUUGGCUAGAAUUGCUGUGCAAAGUGCUCUGUUUCAAUUGGACACUGAAAUCUGUAAAGGUCAGUUAGUGCUGCUUGCUUGUCAAACAUUAGAAGUACCUGUUUAAGUCAUUAAUGUAUGGAAAUGCUUAUUCCUUCCUUACUGCAGUGGUUCAUUGGUUAUUCAGUUGAAUAAAUCGCUUUUCUUUGUAAAGCAAUGUGCAGUAAAGCAACCUUCCCAGUGAACAUGAGAGCUAGUUAGUACAAGCUAGGCAAUGUGUGGAUUUUACUGUCUCGUUUCAGGUAGAAUUUUUUUUCAACCUGUUAUUGUGAGACUGAGCUAGUGAAAGGGUUGCGAAAGGAAACCUUAUGUAUUAACCAGACGUGGUUUCAUUCCCAGGUUUAAAAAAAACAACAACAUUCCUUUUAGUAACAGAGCAGUAUGAACAGCAUUAGUGCAGGUGCAGGUACUCUGAGCACUGGUACUGGAUCUAUACUGACAGCAGACAUUUCGAGGGAUGGCGUCACUUGAAUUCCAUCGCAGUUCCAAUCAGAGGUUUAUAAUUUAUCCUAUUUCUUGAUUCUGUACUUUCUGAUGACACUGAACCUGUACCAACAGGUAUUACAAGUGUACUGGAUUGGACCAGAGUGGUGCAAUUUGAUAUCUACCUAAAUGAACAUUAAAUAGCUGGCAUUUAAGUUGGUGCGGCACAUGUCAUUUUGUUUAAUUUUAGUUGCACUUUCUUGUAGCUCACAGUAGCUGGCGCUGUUGUUCCAUUAUCGCCAUACACCAUAUAGCUCAAUUGGUGUUAUAUUUUAUAUAUAUCUAAAUAUAUGUAUAUAUAUAUCUAAAUAUAUGUAUAUAUAUCUAUAUAUAUAUAUGUACGCCCAGUCACUGUCUCGGAGAGAAUCCCACCCAAUACCAAAAACUGGUUGAUGGGUCCCCAACCAGCAGAUGCGUUUGCAUUCUGACAUGUACCACAAUGGCUUUUUUUUUUAGUAAGUCAUGACAUGCAAUUUUACUUUGAGGCUUUUCAAUAAAGCGGGGGUGGGGGGAACUCAUUGCUGAGUCUUAAUGUCAUUUCAGUAUUUCACAGCUUUGUGUUAUAUGUGCAUCCAUUACACAAAGAAAUUUUACAAAUUCCACACUGUAAGUAGAUGAAAUUAUAUCCAUUAUUCUAUAUAGAAUGACUUAGACUAGAAUUGUUCUUUGGAUUGUACAGCAAGCUGAAACUAAACUGGUUGGAGAUUUGGAUUUUACUUUUGGAUAUUGAUUGCCUGUAGGUUUUGCUCUGCAUCUAUUUCAUCACCGCAGACAUUUUAAAUAAGAUUUGUUACGGACUAAAUUAUCAAUGAUAAGGUGCUGAAUUUAAAAACUUGUAAAACGUCAGCCAUCUCUGUUCAUGUAUACAUACAGUACAGCAGUUUAGAUGCAAUAUGUGGCAUUUCAGGAUGUUAUUAAGGGCAGAAGAUAAUGUAUGAAAAUGCAAGCAAGAUUAAUAAUGUUGAAGGAAUGGUGUUCACUCGAGUGGGGGUUGACAGUUGGCCAAUGUUUCCUUUCUUAAAAAUUGGGAGUCAUGACUAUUAAGAAUUCUCUCUUUUUCUGAGUCAGUCUGCUCUAUCUAUACCUUCCAUUAGCUAAUGGUAACCAUGGAUCUGUUUUUACUUUCUUCCUGGCUUGUGGAGUCUAGCGAAACUUAUCAACAUCUUUUUAUAUAAAGUUUCAAAAUUCAGUUACUCUUUGAUGUAGCUUUUAAUGCCUGAAAGUGACAAAGUAAUAUGUAAUUUCUAAUGAGAUGAAAUUCUUGAGAUUCGCCAACCUCCUUGGCAAAAAAUAGUUGGUAUUGCGUUUCGAAAUAUUGCCUUUGGCCUAAUCUCAGUGUUGGGAUUUCAGCAUGAGGAAAAUUAGGUCGGACACCUUAUAUGGAAGUAAUCCACAUCUAGAUAUGCUAGUGUGCUGCCCAGGUAAAAUCAUGAACAUAAGAGUUAUCAAGAUAUGAGGAAAAUUGUAAUCCCACAAUUUGAAAAUUUGAACAGAGAAUUGGUAAAGGUCACCUUAGGACACAGAAUCGUAUUAUUAGGAAGAUUGAAAUCGGGUACAAUUAUGAUCGUUCUUGGAAGCCAUUAUUAAAAAAAAAUCCCAAUUGCAAUUACUGUGUCAUCUAGCAGAUUGGCUUUUGCUUGCUGCACAUUCUUGAGGUUUUUAUUUACCUAAAUGAUUUUAUUAUAAAGCAGCUGAUAAUACUGAGUUUAUUGAAUAAUCUGAUGCAGUUAAAAGCUUUACCUAUUGUGUGCAAUCAGAACUGUACGUACAAACGACCACAAUCGAUGUAGUUUGCCUUAGUAUCUUAUAUGGGGUUUAGAGAAAUUCUCAGCUAGCUCACCUAUGAAAAAAUUGCAAAGCAAGAUCACAGCGUGAUAAUAUGUAGGUUAUCCAAGGACCAUUUUUUGUAUUGUUCCCAAUGACUGUAUGAGAUCAGAUUUACUGUAUGUGCUAAAAUAAUACUCCUUUUGUUAUAGAGUGUCCUAAUGACAGGUCAAGCAAUAAAAGUUAAUUCUUAAAAAGAAAA